This is a messenger RNA of Carlito syrichta (Philippine tarsier), 7136 nucleotides long. It is a transcript of the gene TET1, whose product is annotated as tet methylcytosine dioxygenase 1. The coding region runs from base 48 to 4448 and encodes 1466 amino acids. Gene Ontology annotation, biological process: positive regulation of transcription by RNA polymerase II; oxidative demethylation. NCBI's taxonomy places the organism in Eukaryota, Metazoa, Chordata, Mammalia, Primates, Tarsiidae. The transcript has 9 exons. Gene Ontology annotation, cellular component: nucleus. The record is from RefSeq and is a predicted model, not a curated record. Gene Ontology annotation, molecular function: DNA 5-methylcytosine dioxygenase activity.
AGGCAGAUUUUGACAACAAACCAGUAAAUGGCCUCAAGUCAGAAUCCAUGGACUACAGUAGAUGUGGUCAUGGGGAAGAACAAAGAUUGGAAUUGAACACAAAUCCCCUUGAAAAUGUAACUAAAAAUGAAGAAAGCAUGACGGGCAUUGAGGUGGAGAAGUGGACACAAAACAAGAAAUCACAUUUAACAGAUCAUGUCAAAGGAGAUUUCAGUGCUAAUGUCCCAGAAGCUGAAAAAUCAAAAAACUCUGAAAUUGACAAGAAACAAACCAAACCUCCAAAAUUGUUCGUACAAACUGUAAGAAAUGGAAUUAAAAAUAUACAAUAUUUACCAACUGAAACAAAUGUGUCAUUUAAAAAAAUUAAUAUUGAAGAAUUUGGCAAGACAUUCGAAAAUAACUCUUAUAAAUUCCUAAAAGAUACUGCAAACCAUAACAAUGCCAUGAGUUCCAUUGCUACUAGUGCGAGUGGUGAUCAUCUCAAGGGGAGGAGUAAUAUUUUAGUUUUCCAGAAGCCUGGCUUUAACUGCAGUUCCAUUCCAGAUUCUUCAAACUUCAACCUAAAGAGUCAUACUAGUAUACACAGUGAAGUUGAUCAACCAAAAACUCCUGAGAACAUACCAAGUAAAGAACCAAAAGAUGGGUCUCCAGUUCAACCAAGUCUUUUAUCCCUCAUGAAAGAUAGGAGAUUAACACUGGAGCAAGUGGUAGCCAUAGAAGCCCUGACUCAACUCUCAGAAGCCCCAUCAGAGAACUCCUCACCAUCAAAGUCAGAGAAAGAUGAAGAAUCAGAGCAAAGAACAGCCAGUUUGCUUAAUAGCUGCAAAGCUAUCCUCUAUUCUGUAAGAAAAGACCUUCAGGAUCCAAACUUACAAGGAGAGCCACCAAACCUUCAUCACCAUACGUCUUUGGAAAAGCAAAGUUCAUGCAACACAGUGAUAUUUAAUGGCCAAAAUACCCUUUCAAAGUCACAUAUCAGCACAGCUACUAACCAAGUAUCCACAAAGUCACAUGAAUAUUCAAAAGUCACAAAUUCAGUAUCUCUUUUAAUACCAAAAUCAAAUUCAUCCAAAAUUGAUACCAAUAAAAGUAUUGCUCAAGGUAGAAUUACUCUUGACAGUUGUUCCAAGAACUUGCAUCAGCUGCCACCAAGAAGUAGUAAAUUGGGAUAUUGUAACCAGUUACUGGACAGCAGUAAAAAUUUAGAAUCAGAUGAUUCAUCAUGUCAGGAUGCAGCCCAUACUCAAAUUGAGGAAGAUGUUGCAACACAACUAACACAACUUGCAUCGAUAAUUAAAUUCAAUUACAUAAAACCAGAGGACAAAAAUGUUGAAAGUACACCAACAAGCCUUGUUGCAUGUAAUGUACAGCAAAAAUACAGUAAAGAGAAAGGUAAUAUACAACAGAAACCAGCCUCAAGUGUACAAAAUAAUUAUGGCUCAUCAUCAACAAAGCAAAAAAACACAACCCAGAAAAAGACAAAAUCUACCCCAUCAAGAGAUAGGCGGAAAAAGAAGCCCACAGUUGUAAGUUCUCAAGAAAGUGAUCAGCAGAAGCAGGAAGAGUUGUCUCAUAAAUAUAGUAAGUUACAUGACAUUUGGAUAGCAUCCAAAUUUCAAAGAUUUGGGCAGUUUGGUCCACAUGAUUUCCCUAUUCUUUUAGGUAAAAUUCCUCCCGUAACCAAAAUAUGGAAACCACUUUCUCAAACAAGUUCAACCAUACAACCCAAAAAAUUAUUUCCUCCACUCACUCAAAUAAAAUUCGAGAGAUACCCUGAAAUAGCACAAGAAAAAGUGAUGAAGGUUGAACCACUGGGUGCUCUCACGUUAUUUCAUUUUAAAGCAGAAGCCAACGGGCAGGCGUUUACAGAUAAAGCUUAUAAUUCUCAGGUACAGUCAACAGUGAAUGUCAAUCAGAAAGCUCACCCUUCGACCCAGCCCUCCUCUCCACCUAACCAGUGUGCUAAUGUGAUGGCAGGUGAUGACCAAACACAGUUUCAACAGGAAGUUAAGGAGCAACUCACGCAUCAGAGAUUGCCAACAUUUCCUGCCGUCUCCCUUGAGACACCCUUACCGGACCCAGCACAAAUUCUCAGGAAUGUAAAUGUAAUGUGUUCAGGUGGAAUUACAGUGGUCUCUAACAAAAGUGAGGAGGAAAUCUGUUCAUCUACCAUUGGACCAUCAGAACUUUCCUCAGGAGACAGUGCACAGAAAAGUUUUAGUGAUUAUGCCAUGAACUUCUUUACUAAUCCUACAAAAAACCUGGUGUCUAUAACUAAAGAUUCUGAACUGCCCACCUGCAACUGUCUUGAUCGAGUUCUACAAAAAGACAAAGGCCCAUAUUAUACACACCUUGGGGCAGGACCAAGUGUUGCUGCUGUCAGAGAAAUCAUGGAGACUAGGUAUGGUCAAAAAGGAAAUGCAAUAAGGAUAGAAAUAGUAGUAUACACCGGGAAAGAAGGGAAGAGUUCUCAUGGAUGUCCAAUCGCUAAGUGGGUUUUAAGAAGAAGCAGUGAUGAAGAAAAAGUUCUUUGUUUGGUUCGGCAGCGUACAGGCCACCACUGUCCAACUGCUGUCAUGGUGGUACUCAUCAUGAUAUGGGAUGGCAUUCCUCUUCCAAUGGCUGACAGAUUGUACACGGAGCUUACUGAGAAUCUAAAGUCGUACAACGGUCAUCCCACAGACCGAAGAUGCACCCUCAAUGAAAAUCGCACCUGUACAUGUCAAGGGAUUGAUCCAGAGACUUGUGGAGCUUCGUUCUCUUUUGGCUGUUCGUGGAGUAUGUACUUUAACGGCUGUAAGUUUGGUAGAAGCCCAAGCCCCAGAAGAUUUAGAAUUGAUCCAAGCUCUCCCUUACAUGAAAAAAACCUUGAAGAUAACUUACAGAGUUUGGCUACACGAUUGGCUCCUAUUUAUAAGCAGUAUGCUCCAGUUGCUUACCAAAAUCAGGUGGAAUAUGAAAAUGUUGCCCGAGAAUGUCGGCUUGGCAGCAAGGAAGGUCGUCCUUUCUCUGGGGUCACUGCUUGCUUGGACUUCUGCGCCCAUCCUCACAGAGACAUUCAUAAUAUGAAUAAUGGAAGCACUGUGGUUUGUACUUUAACACGAGAAGAUAACCGCUCCUUGGGUGUUAUUCCUCAAGAUGAGCAGCUCCAUGUGCUACCUCUUUAUAAACUUUCAGACACAGAUGAGUUUGGCUCAAGGGAAGGAAUGGAAGCCAAGAUCAAAUCUGGGGCCAUCGAGGUCCUCACACCCCGCCGCAAAAAAAGAACACGGUUCACUCAGCCUGUUCCCCGUUCUGGGAAGAAGAGAGCUGCGAUGAUGACAGAGGUUCUCGCACAUAAGAUAAGGGCAGUGGAGAAGAAACUCAUUCCUCGAGUCAAGCGGAAGAACAACCCGACAUCAACAAAUAACGGCAAGGCGUCAUCACUGCCACUUUUAGGGAAUAAAACUGAGAUGGUGCAACCUGAAAUAAAAAGCGAAACCGAGCCCCAUUUUAUCUUAAAAGGUUCAGACAACACUAAAACCUAUUCGCUGAUGCCAUCCAUUCCUCACCCAGUGAAAGAUACACACCUGUCUCCAGGCUUCUCCUGGUCCCCGAAGACUGCUUCAGCCUCACCAGCCCCAUUUAAGAGUGAUGCCACAGCCUCGUACGGGUUUUCAGAAAGAAGUAGCAUUCCCCACUGUACAAUGCCUCCUGGAAGACUCAGUGGUGCCAAUGCAGUUGAUGCAGAAUGCAUUGGAAUUGCACAGCCUAGUGAAGUGGCUCCCCUUCCCACUCAGUCUACUCCUGCAACCAAUUCCUUGGUUUAUUCAGAACUUCCCACUGGUCCAUCUGAGCAGCUAACUUCUAAUCAGCCAAACCAGCAGUCCCCAUUCCUUACCUCUCCUGAACUUGCGUCUUCUCUGAUGGAAGAAGAUGAGCAGCAUUCUGAAGUAGAUGAGCCUCUGUCCGACGAGCCCCUGUCUGAUGAUCCCCUGUCACCUGCUGAGGAGAAACUGCCCCACAUUGAUGAGUAUUGGUCAGACAGUGAGCACAUCUUCUUGGAUGCCAAUAUUGGUGGGGUGGCCAUUGCACCUGCUCACGGCUCGGUUUUGAUCGAGUGUGCCCGACGGGAGCUUCAUGCUACAACUCCUGUCGAGCACCCAAACCGUAAUCAUCCCACUCGCCUCUCCCUUGUUUUUUACCAGCACAAAAACCUGAAUAAGCCCCAACACGGUUUUGAACUAAACAAAAUUAAGUUUGAGGCUAAAGAAGCUAAGAAUAAGAAAACGAAGGCCUCAGAGCAAAAAGACCAGGCAGCUAAUGAGGGUCCCGAACUGUCCCCUGAAGUAAAUGAAUUGAACCAAAUUCCUUCUCAUAAAGCGUUAACGUUAACCCAUGACAAUGUUGUCACCGUGUCCCCCUAUGCUCUCACACAUGUUGCAGGGCCCUAUAACCAUUGGGUCUGAAGGCUUCUCUUCCCUUCUUAAUGCCUUUGCUAGUGCAGUGUAUUUUUUCAAGGUGCUGUUAAAAGAAAGUCAUGUUGUCGUUUACUGUACCUUCAUCUCACCCAUUUCAAGUCUGAGGUAAAAAAAAAAAAUGGGGUGGGUAUUCUUAACUGUGACUAUAUUUUGACAAUUGGUAGAAGGUGCACAUUUUAAGCAAAAAUAAAAGUUUUAUAGUUUUAAAUACAUAAAGAAACGUUUUGGUUAGGUAUUAACCUUGGUAGAAUCACUCAGUUUGGUGCUUUAAAUUAAGUCUGUUUACUAUGAAACAAGAGUCAUUUUUAGAGGAUUUUAACAGGUUCACGUUCUAUGAUAUAAAAUCAAGACACACAGUGUUAACUCUACACAGUUCCUGGUGCUUAACCACAUUGACACAGUUAAAAAUAAGCUGAAUUAUUAUUUCAUGGUGCCAUUGUUCCAACAUCUUCCAAUCAUUGCUAGAAAAUCAGCAUAUUCCUUUGAAAUAAAUUUAUGAAAUGUUUUCUCUCUUAAAAUACUUCUCCUGUAUAGAAUAAUUCAUUAUUGUUAGUAAUGGUUGGAGGCUGUUCAUAAAUUGUAAAUAUAUAUUUUAAAAGCACUUUCUAUUUUUAAAAGUAACUUGAAAUAAUAUAGUAUAAGAAUCCUAUUGUCUAUUGUUUGUGCAUAUUUGCAUACAAGAGAAAUCAUUUAUUCUUGCUGUGUAGAGUUCCAUCUUGUUAACUACAGUAUGUAUUCUAAUCAUGUGUAUGGUUUGUGUUCUUUUAGUGUGUCCUUUCACAUUCAAAUAUUAGCAACUUACAAUAUAUAAAAUAGCUAGAUAAUGCAAAAAUUGUCAAUUAUCUCUAAAAUUUUAAUUAGGGAACAUGUCACCAUUAUUGACUAACUUUUUUUUUGGAAACUAAAUGGGUGGUCUCUUCUGACUUUAUUGAACAACAGUGGCCUCAGUUUACUUUCAUCCCAACUUUCUCAAUAUAUUUCAUGAAAGGUGUUUCCAAAAGCAGAUGAAGGGACAGGUUUCAGAAGAGUCAAAUGCUUCUAAUGUUUCAAGGUAAUAAAACAUAAAAAGUAGUCAGAGCCCUACCCAUCCCAAAUUGCCUUAUUUGUUCUGAGAAUCUGAUAUAGACUAAGGGGAAAAAAAUCAUGUAGAAAUCAUCUGAAAACAAAUUCCCUAUUAUCACAAGCCUUCCCAACCUCCAAACAAGAGGGAUGGUACUAUAAACAUGACUUUGUCCAGUAAGAGCUAAUACAUUUGUUUAUCUUAGCAUAUUAGAUUUGGGAAAAUGAUAACACAUCUUCUCUGAUAACUGCCUAUGUUCUAGGUAACAGGAAAAUAGGCACUCCACUUAUUUUAGUCUUCCCGUUAUUUAUUCCCAUUACUAUAUUAACUCGUUUUAUAGCAAAACAAAAAGGAUUGCCCAAACAACAUGUUGAGAACAAAAGAACUUUCAAUGAAAUACUUGAUUCUAUUAAAAUGCAGAGGUGCUAUAACAUUCAAAGUGUCAGAUUCCUUGGGAGUAUGGAAAACCUAAUGGUGCUUCUCCCUUGGAAAUGCCAUAGGAAGCCCAAAACCGCUAACUCUCAAAAUUUUGGUGCAAAAGCAAACAGUUCCAGCAAGCUCUCUAAAGAAAAACUCAUUGUAAUUUACUAAAAUAAUAUAUGGUGCAAAGUAUCUGUUUCAAGCUUUUGACUAAUCAAAGGAAAGGAAUAUGAAGGGACUGUAAAUAACAAAAUGUCCGUUGAUAGAAUAUCAUCUUGUACAAGUAGAUUUCUGCUUCUUGAAUAUGUAAAAUAGGGUAAUUCAUUGACUUGUUUUAGUAUUUUGUGUGCCUUAGAUUUCCGUUUUAAAACAUGUAUAUUUUUGUGAGCCUAAGGUUUCCUAUACAUAUAAGUAUAUAAAUAAGUGAUUGUUUAUUGCUUCAGCUGCUUCAAUAAGAUAUUUACUAGUAUUAGACGAUCAGGAAUACACCCUUGUAAUAUUAUGUUUUAGAAUUUAGGCCUUAGCUCCCACUAGAAAUUAUUUCCUCACCAGUUUUAAUGGAUAAAGUUUUAUGGUCCUUUAUCCAUCCACCCAUCUAUGCGUUCUUCCAGUCUAUACUUAUUGAAUACCUGCAAAAUUUAAGUAUCACUUGUUUUUCCUUGAAUCACCACCUAUGACAUAGUAAACUUGAAGAAUUAAAAUCCUAAAAGAUCCCUUACAAAUAUUUUUUAAAGAAAUAGCAAAUUACCUUCAAAAUAAUCCAUGGUAGUAUAUAUGCAGUAAUUCAAUCUGUUACUAACUUUAAAUAAGUUUCAUAACAAUCUAAAAUUUAAACACCAGUGUAAUUUAUUGAGCUAUUGGGAUUUGUGAAGCUUGUUGCAGUUUAUCAAAACAAGUACAUGAAAAUAUCUAGUCUCAACUGAAAUGUUUCCAUUCCAUUAUUGUAAUUAACAUCAUGAAUGGACUGUCUAAAGUGAUUACCCACCAUGGGAACCAUACUGGAUUCCUACUAUGUUGGACUCUUGCCUAAUUUUGACAGUUUGCCAUCCCAUUCCCUGCCCUGUGAUUUUUUAAAGCUUAUGCUUACUCAAUGUUCUGCAGCAUUGUGACUGUAUCCUGGCUACACUGCUUUUAGAAUGGUCUUUCUCAUUAAGCAAGGAAAUAAAUUUGUUUGAAAUGACAUUUUCACUCAUAAA